GUCACCCUGUUUGUCGUGGGUUGUCAAAUGUUUAAAAGUUGAGGUGUUUUAGAAAUAUUAAAGCGUUUUUAUAAUAAUUAAAAUGGUGCUCAUAGCAGCUACGGUCUGUACAAAAUCAGGGAAAGCCCUUGUUUCACGUCAAUUCGUCGAAAUGACGAAGGCACGUAUCGAAGGACUUUUGGCAGCAUUUCCGAAACUAAUGACUGGCGGUCGACAACAUACAUUUGUGGAAACCGAAUCAGUCAGAUAUGUAUACCAACCUUUGGACAAGCUCUACAUGUUGCUUAUAACAACUAAAGCCAGUAACAUUUUGGAGGAUUUAGAGACCCUGCGACUAUUUAGCAGAGUGGUGCCAGAAUACUGCGCUCAACUUACAGAGGCAGAUGUCUUAAAUCAAGCAUUCAAUCUGCUGUUUGCGUUUGAUGAAAUUGUAGCUCUUGGAUACAGGGAGAGUGUUAAUCUAGCUCAGGUACGAUCAUUCGUGGAGAUGGAUUCACAUGAGGAGAAGAUCUACCAAGCUGUAAGACAGACACAAGAGCGUGAAGCGGCCAACCGUAUGCGGGAACGCGCGAAGGAACUGCAAAGGGAGAGGUUGGAAGCUGCCAAGCGCGGUCAACCACCCCGUUCGUCGUCUGGAUUCGGAAGCGGAUUUGGCAGUUCUUCCAUGUCAUCAUCAGGUGCCUCUGAGCCCAUCACUGAGAAAAUUCCGACCACCCCUGUCCGGGAUACUCGUAGUACAACACGAUCGGCUAUGAAGCUCGGUUCCCGCGGUACGGACGCGGAGACAUUCGUGUCUCGGCUGAGGAGCGAAGGUGAUGCCGCAGCAUCUGUGACUGUACCAACUAAGAUUGAUAAGGCGCCCUCGACUACCAAUAAUAAGGACGUUCAUCUGCGAUUUGAAGAAAGAUUGAGUCUAACGGCGGGUCGGGAUGGAGACAUUCAGAGCUUCGAACUGUCUGGUUUAUUGACGCUGCGUAUAAGUAACGAACAAUUCGGUCGGAUUCGUGUCCACGUAGACAACAAAGAUACGAGACCAUUACAGUUGCAGACGCACCCGAACGUGGACAAGGAAGCGUUCCGCGCGGAAGGCGUGAUCCGCCUGAAGCAGGCGCAGCGGCCCUUCCCGCUGCACAGCGACGUGGGCGUGCUCAAGUGGCGCCUCGCGCACGCGCACGACGAGCGCGCCGCGCCGCUCUCCGUGAACUGCUGGCCGUCAGAGAGUGCGAACGGCGGAUGUGACGUCAACAUUGAAUAUGAACUGGAACAAGACCAUCUAGUGCUCUCCGAUGUCAACAUCAUAAUACCGCUGCCUACUGGCAACCCAUCAGUGGUGGUUCACCAAUGGGAAGGAAGUUACACACAGAAGGGACGUAGUAUCAUUUGGAAUAUUCCAGUGAUUAAUAGACAACAGAAAACUGGAACUUUGGAAUUUACCGUAACUCCGGCCAUCCCUAACGAUUUCUUCCCUCUUAACGUAUCAUGGACGUCAGAUACAUCCUUGGCCUUGCUCGCUGCCACGAAAGUAACCCAAGCGGAGGAUGGCUCAGCCGUUGAUUAUUCGCAAGAAAUAAGUUUCCAUGCAGAUAAAUAUGAAAUCGUUUGAAUUUCACAUUCAAUUAUAUGUAUAAUUAAUUAUUUCAAUAAUUAUAGUUUUAUUUUUUCAAAUAGCAACUUUAUUUAAGGCCUUCGACAAAUUUUGGUUACUCUUGUUAAUUUUUUAAUACAAAUAUAGGCCAGAUAUACAUACAUAUAAAGCACGUUCUAAGGUUGCGUUUACAUUAUUGUAUAUUUAUCUUGAGCAUAAGGUCAUAAUAAAUCUGAUAAUGGUGUAAGAGCCGUAAUCGUCGAAAACUAUAACAAUUAACAUAGGUAAAGUAUUUUAUAAUAUAAUGAUUAAAAUAAAUUAUACUAUGGCAACAUUUUGUUUCAAUUACUUUUCAAAUACAUACAUAAUAGUUUAGUUUAUACAAAGUUAAUACUACACUGGAGCUACAACGUGCAAAAUGCGACUUGUUAUAUAGAACUAACAUUACAUAAAAGCAGUAUGCCGCGGUCUAUGUUAUGCCGAGACAACAUUUUGCUAUAGAUUUGAAUUAAUGAAAUCUAAAUAUUUGUUUAAUUUUAGCAAAAUCGCAAAUGAAUUUUAUUACUACCAUUCUUCAUGCCGCAUUGUCGCAUCUUGUUGCACCAGCGUGAACGAGGCUUAAGUAUUCUGUAAAGUGGCAAUAAAAAAUAUAAAGAAAAUC
Molecule: messenger RNA, 2246 nt
Organism: Nymphalis io (European peacock)
Lineage: Eukaryota; Metazoa; Arthropoda; Insecta; Lepidoptera; Nymphalidae
Gene: deltaCOP
Product: coatomer subunit delta
Exons: 15
Coding region: 83-1603 (506 amino acids)
Biological process (GO): retrograde vesicle-mediated transport, Golgi to endoplasmic reticulum; endoplasmic reticulum to Golgi vesicle-mediated transport; Golgi localization
Cellular component (GO): cytosol; COPI vesicle coat
Source: RefSeq, a predicted model, not a curated record